Metarhizium brunneum ARSEF 3297 is the source of this 1755-nucleotide messenger RNA. It is a transcript of the gene IQM6, whose product is annotated as IQ domain-containing protein IQM6. Gene Ontology annotation, molecular function: protein binding. The record is from RefSeq and is a predicted model, not a curated record. NCBI's taxonomy places the organism in Eukaryota, Fungi, Ascomycota, Sordariomycetes, Hypocreales, Clavicipitaceae.
AUGCCGACAUCUGACAGUGCUAUUUCCUUCGGUGCCAGUACCAGCGCCAGUAUCAGCACAUGUCCGUCAGUCCCCAAGACCAAAGAAUACAUGGAUUCCCUGGUGCUGCCGUCCCAGGCCAAGUUGGAGCACAUAGCUCAGGUGCAGGAGGAGAAGGAGGUUGAAGCCCGCCGCAGAGCUCGAGACGAGUGGCGCCGGCGCUCAGCGUCUGGUGCCUCGGACGGUAUCCACCACGCCGCCAGUACCGGCCAUCACAAACACGAGCGUGACGAGGCCGCCAAGGUUAUCCAAAAGACGUUUCGAGGUUAUCGUGCCAGACGGGAGCUGCAAGGCUACAGUCUGAACGCGAGCACACGAUGGGUCACGGCGGUUCGAGAAGCUCAGUUUCGCCAAGGCAUAAAGCCCCACGCUACUGCUGCUUCGCCUUCUGCCGCCGACGGCGAUGUUCUCGCGCUCGAGGACCCCGUUGAUUAUCGCCCGGCCAGUGCAAGGCAGAAGUGGAAAAAGGUAAGCUUGGUGGCCCGCCGCGCAGGACACGAUGCUUCCGACUCGGAGUCUGAUUCGGACGAGGGCGAUUUGGAAGGCAUGACGUCAGAGGAGAAAGCAGCGGCCAAGGAACGGCGUCUCAAGGCGACUGCUAAGCGACGCCAGGCUGCUCGUAUGCUGGGCCUGCAGUACUUCUUGGAAAUGGUGGACUCGAAGCACAGGUACGGUAGCAACUUGCGCAUGUACCACGAGGAGUGGAAGAAGUCGGACACAAAGGAGAACUUCUUUUACUGGUUGGAUUACGGCGAGGGCAGAUUUAUCGAGCUGGACACGUGUCCGCGGGAUAGACUUGAGCGGGAGCAAGUACGGUACUUGUCCCGCGAAGAACGACAGUAUUACCUCGUCCGGGUGGACGCAGAGGGACGUCUAUGCUGGGUGAAGAACGGUGCCCGGAUCGACACCACCGAACAGUUCAAGGACAGCAUCCACGGCGUCGUGCCCCUUGACGAUCCCACGCCGGCAUUCGCGCCUACGGCCUCGCAAAACCUGCACUCACAAGACAAUGAUGACGACGACAACGACGACGACUCAGACUCAUCCGACGAGUCCAAGCGCGAAGCCGACCGCGCCGCCAAGUACGCCGAUCCCGGCUUCGACGACUCCAAGGGACUCAAGAAGGUCACGCACAUUUCCGCUUCCACCAUUUUCAACCAGCUCCUACGCAAGUCAGUCAAGAAAAACACGUGGAUCUUCGUGGCAGACACCUCCUUCAGACUCUAUGUCGGCAUUAAGGACUCUGGCGCCUUCCAACACUCGUCCUUCCUCCAGGGUGGUCGCAUCUCUGCCGCCGGACUCAUCAAGAUCAAAAAAGGCCGCCUGUCAUCCUUGUCGCCACUGAGCGGCCACUACCGUCCGCCGGCGAGCAGUUUCCGCGCCUUUGUGAAGAAUCUCAAGGAGGAGGGCGUGGAUAUGAGCCACGUGUCUAUAUCCAAGUCGUACACCAUUCUCGUCGGGCUGGAGACGUACCUCAAGACGAGGAAAAAGGGCAAGGAGCUCGUGGGGAAGUUGAUGCACGGCAAAGACAAGUUGGUUGCGCCCGAGGAGGUGCAGCGGCGGGAGGAGGAAGAGAAGGACAAGAGCGAGAGUGCGGAAAAGGAGAGGCGGGUGUUGGAGAGGGAGAGGGAGGAGGCGGACAAGGUCAAGCGGGAAAUGAGCAAGAGUGAUAGAGUCAUGGAGAAGAUUAAGAGUUUGCCGGUGCAUACCAAGUGA